Messenger RNA from Dovyalis caffra, 2577 nucleotides. NCBI's taxonomy places the organism in Eukaryota, Viridiplantae, Streptophyta, Magnoliopsida, Malpighiales, Salicaceae. The record is from the annotation of a GenBank genome assembly.
AUGCGUCUAGGUAUCAUUACUUUAUGUUUCUGCAUGCUGUAUGGCACCUUAUCUUAUCCACCAUCCCUCUUGCCUGAGCUCAUUUCACCGAAAAUGAUCAUGGCUGCCAAGGUUAAUACACAGGCUUCUUCGGGCUAUCGUGCUUUACUGAUCGUUCUUGCCUUUGUCGUGGUUUCUGCUUGUUAUGCAGAAGAAAGAUCGGUGUACUUGGUCUUAAUGGAAGGAGAGGCAGUUGCAUUUCAUGGAAGCCAUUUAUCUCAUGGAGGAAGAAAAAUUUUUGUAUGGAUGGUUAGUGAAGUUUCCAGGGCUCAUGCAAAGCACUUGGUGGAUUCUCAUGACCAACUUCUACAAAGCAAUCUAGAAACUGGAAGCUACAACAAGCUUUACAGCUUCAAACACAUUGUUAAUGGCUUUUCUGUCCACACAACCCCUUCUCAGGCAAACAAAUUGAAAGAUGCACCUGGAGUGAAGCUGGUGGAGAAAGAUAGAGGAGCCAAAUUGAUGACAACUUACACUCCUCAAUUCCUAGGGUUACCUCAAGGAGUGUGGGCAACGGAAGGAGGAGACAAAGAUGCAGGUGAAGGGAUUGUUAUUGGUUUUGUUGACACAGGAAUCACCCCAAAACAUCCAAGUUUUGCUUAUGAUCUCUUGAAUCCUUUCAAAUCAAAUAUUUCUCAUUUUUCGGGUGCUUGCGAAACGGGGACUAGAUUCCCGUCUAGUUCUUGCAAUGGGAAGAUAGUGUCAGCUAGGUACUUCUCAGCUGGAGCUCAAGCAAUUGCUACUCUUAACACCUCAGUGGACUUCCUCUCACCCUUUGAUGCUGUUGGGCAUGGCAGUCAUGUGGCCUCAAUUGCUGCUGGAAAUACUGGCGUUCCAGUGGUUGUGGAUGGCUUCUAUUAUGGGCAAGCUAGUGGGAUGGCUCCACGCGCACGAAUUGCUGUUUAUAAGGCGGUAUAUCCAACAGUGGGAACUAUAACAGACGUGGUUGCAGCAAUAGAUCAAGCAACAAUGGAUGGAGUGGACGUAUUAACGCUCUCAGUUGGACCAGAUGAACCCCCAGAAGACACCAUAACAUUCUUAAGCGUGUUUGAUGUUUUCUUGUUAUUUGCUCGACGAGCAGGAGUUUUCAUUGCGCAAGCUGCAGGUAACCACGGGCCAGACGUUUCAACUGUUGUAUCUUACAGCGCUUGGGCUGUGGGCGUAGCUGCUUGCAGCACAGACCGAAGUUACCCUGGUUCUCUUCUUCUUGGAAAUGGUCAAAAAGUUGGAGGUGUAGGUUUAUCAGGACCUACUUUUGGAGCUGGGUUGUUUCUAUAUAAGCUGGUGCUGGCUAAAGAUGCUGUUAGGGUAAGUGGGACAUUCCCAAGGACUCCACCAUAUGUCGAAGAAUGUCAAUUUCCAGAAGCAUUCGAUCCUAUUCUUGUGCGAGGCAGAAUUGUCAUCUGUGUCUUCUCAUCUGGCUUCUAUAAUGGAACAUCAAACAUCGAUGCCGUUAUCAACACAGCAAGAACUCUUGGAUUUAUGGGUUUUGCUUUUGUUGCAAACCCGGUCUAUGGUGAUUUCAUUGCAGAACCUAUUCCUUUCGCCGUUUCAGGCAUCAUGAUCCCCAAAGUUGCUGAUGCACAGAUCAUAUCUCAGUACUAUGAGCAAAAUAUCCGGAGGGAUAAGAGAGGACUUGUGUCUCAAUAUUGUGCAAAAGCAGCCAUAGGAGAGGGUAGGGUUGCAUCUUUUGUUGGGCAAGCACCUAUCGUCAGCAGAUUCUCUUCCAGGGGACCAGAUUUUGUUGACAUUAACAGGAAGCCUGCUGAUGUACUUAAACCAGAUAUUCUUGCCCCUGGACACCAAAUAUGGGCAGCUUGGAGCCCCCUCAGUGCCUUAGAUCCUAUACUAACUGGAUACCAUUUUGCGCUACUGUCUGGCACUAGCAUGGCAACACCUCAUAUAGUGGGAAUAGCAGCACUCAUCAAGCAAUAUAAUCCUUCAUGGACUCCAUCCAUGAUUGCAUCAGCCAUCUCCACCACUGCCACCAAGUAUGACAAUCGUGGAGAACUCAUACUGGCAGAAGGAUCUUAUCUCGAUAGCUACAAUCCCUCCACUUAUUUCGAUUUUGGUGCCGGCCUUGUGUAUCCUGCUCGAGCUAUUGAUCCUGGCCUGGUCUUAUCCUCAGAAUUUGAAGACUACAUAAGCUUUUUGUGCUCAUUGCCUGGUAUUGAUUGGUCUGCAAUCAAAGCUGCAACUGGAGAGUGGUGCAAUCGAACACUUAGCUAUCCAGUGCCAGCCAACCUGAACCUACCUUCGGUGACGAUAUCGGCACUAAGAAACUCUCUAACAGUCAAGCGGAGUCUGAAGAAUGUAGGCAGCAGAUCAGAAACGUACUCAUGCUCAGUCCUAUCACCUAAUGGGACUAUCGUUAACCUGUCUCCAACUCGGUUUAGAGUAGCUCCACAAGGAAUACAAGUUAUUGAGAUACAGUUUCGAGUGGUCCAAGCUGUGGGUGAGUUUAGCUUUGGUGAAAUUGUUCUAACAGGAAGUUUAACUCAUAUUGUCAGACUACCAUUAUCAGUUUUGCCUGUUUGA